AUGGCUUGUGAGAAGCCCAUCAAUCUCAUAUCAGUGGAACCAGAAGCCACCUCUCCUGGCCGUAGCAGUUCCCCUGCGCUAUCCUCAUCAUCCUCUUCAUACUCCUCCACCGCUCUCUCACCGGCGUCCUGCUCUUCAUCUCAAUCUUCAGCAACUGCAUACUCGCCGGUCACCUCCUCGCCCUCUGAAGAUUACCAUCGACCUACCAAUAUGCUGAAAGUUGCCACACAACCAGCGGUAUACCCAGCCGUGCCCAUGAUAGCACCGCCUGUAACAACCAUUGCUCCCAUGCGGAACCAAGUUGGUCCCAAUAUCAACAAGAGGCCAAAACUAUCCCUACAAACGUCAUGCGUGCCAGUCACCUUUGGGAAAUCAUCGACUGCGCUAUCUCUAGCUGUUACGAGUAAUAGUUGCCAAUCUCCGACUAACAGGAACACCUUCAACAACGCCUACGAAACAUUUCACCGCGCCAACUCUCCAAUGUGUCGCUCGCCGCUAAAGGGGCCCUCCAGAGCUCGCCAACGUGCGCCUUCAUCAUCUUCUGCCAGAUCUGGGACCAUCCAUGCUGCUGGUCCUCCUUACAAGCUACCAAAAGGCAUUCGGGGCAUUCUAAGAAAUUCACCUAUCCCUUCACCUGCCCAGGCUGAGCAGCAACAGCCCCUUUCAGCCUCUGGUGUAUCUGCGGGAACAUACCCUGGGAGCCCAAGCUCAAACAUGUGUAUCUCAGCGCCAUCCAAAAAGCGAGUAAAAUAUCGAUACCCACUUGACGAGGUAAUAAAAACUGUCAAGUUUACCGCGAAACACUCUGACAUCGAGUCAACGAAUCCCUCUCGGGCGAGCUCUCCACUCGGCACAUACUCAUAUAGCUCGUCUGAGGAAGACUCGGACUCAAGUGACUCUGCUUCUGGCGGAUCUACGCUAUCAGAAGACGAGUCAGGGAAUAUUAAAAAGUCUCCCAAGAGAACGAGGAAACAGACUCGGGCAAAUCACAAAAGUUUUCGAAGCGAGAGACAAAUACUCGCUGCCGGCGUUCGAGACGGGCUACUACCUUCGCGGGAGGACAGUCUCCCCCCUCAGACACCCAUUCACCAACGUACCGUCCAGAGAGAAUGGCGGUGGACCCUGGGCCCGAUCAAAGAUGGCUAUGUCCAGCCCUCCAGCCCACCAAGCUCCGACCGUGCAACACCUCCAGCGCCUUCAACACCUCUGGCUGAGAGAAGAAAUGACGAUGCUUGUCGAGCGUUUACUGACAUGACGCCUCCACCGUCACAACGCUCGGGGAUAUGCUCGAGUCCGGUUGUCAAGCCGAGCUUGAGACUGAGAUGCUAG
Molecule: messenger RNA, 1329 nt
Organism: Microsporum canis CBS 113480
Lineage: Eukaryota; Fungi; Ascomycota; Eurotiomycetes; Onygenales; Arthrodermataceae
Exons: 1
Coding region: 1-1329 (442 amino acids)
Source: RefSeq, a predicted model, not a curated record